UUGAAGGGACCUGCAACUAAGAUGUCACACAAAUUAAUUUAACUAGACUUUUAAAGUUUUAGUCACUCAUUGUACCUGCUUUCAGUAGAUGUGUUGUGCAGUUCAAUGUGUUUUUCCAAAGUAUACAACAGGGGCUCAUAUAUGGGAAGUGGAUACAGGUACAAUCAGUCCACAGGUGGAUUUACCACCUUCCAGUCAGGACAGAAGACAACCAAGGUGUUUCUUUUAACCCCUAUGUCGUCACAAUGAAACCCAUAACUGAACAAGGACAAUGUUCUCUUGGAAUGCAUUGAACUAGCAUUCGUAUAUUUAUAAAAUGGACAAGCUUCAGAUGAUGCCGUGCACUGUGUCCCAACUGCUGUCUGCCACGGCUGUCGGGGAAGUCUUCAGAGUUGGUGACAUUGAGGUCAACCAGGUAUCUGUGCUGGGUAUCGUCAGGAGAACGGUUCCCUCAGUAAACAAUGUCUUGUACUCCGUGGACGACAUGACUGGACCACCAUUAGGCGUGAAGCUCUGGGUGGACACUGCAGAUCCUGGUGUGGACAGUACUUUUGUGUCCCCAGGGACUUAUGUCAAGGUCACUGGAAGCCUGCGUAUCAUUCAGGGCCAAAGAUCAUUGGUGGCUUUCAACAUCUGUUGCCUUGAGGACCUGAAUGAGAUCACCUCUCACAUGCUGGAGGUAAUGCAGGCCCACAUGCAGCACAACAGGAACCUUUGUGGUGGUAGUAAUCCUGGAGAUGGAGACGCAUCAACCUACGGGCUGAGUGCCAGUCAGAGCCAGGUGUUGAACCUGAUCAGGAGUUGCUCAGACUCCAAGCCCAGGGGCAUCAGUCUAGAGGAGCUAGACAUUAAGCUGGGGUACCUCAGCAUGACUACCAUCAGCCAGACCUUGGAGUUUCUUAUCAGAGAAGGCCACAUCUUCUCCACCAUCGACGACAAGCAUUUCAGGGCAGGGAAACCUCCCCCUGGACUCCAUCUAGAUGUGGUGAAGGGAGACAAGCUAGUAGAGAAGCUAAUCAUUGAUGAAAAGAAAUACUACUUGUUUGGGCGGAACCCAGACUUGUGUGACUUCACGAUAGACCACCAGUCGUGUUCUCGUAUCCACUCAGCCCUGGUCUACCAUAGACACCUCAAGAGGGUUUUCCUGAUCGACCUCAACAGCACACAUGGUACAUUCCUGGGUCGUAUCCGUCUGGAGCCCCACAAGCCCCAGCAGGUGCCCAUCGACUCCACCAUGUCGUUCGGGGCAUCCACACGGGUCUACACCCUGAGAGAGAAGCCCCAGACCCAGACUAACACCAUACCUGGAGGGGAGGUGAAGGCAGGGGAGGACGAGGAGCUCAAAGGACUGCUGGGUCUACCUGAGGAGGAGACUGAGCUGGAGAACCUGACAGAGUUCAACACGGCCCACAACAAGCGUAUCUCCACCCUGACCAUUGAGGAUGGCAAUCUGGACAUUGUGAGGCCCAAGAGAAAGAGGAGGAGUAGCAGGGUCUCCUUCAGUGAGGAGGAGGUCAUCAUCAACCCAGAGGACGUCGACCCAUCAGUAGGGCGCUUCAGGAACAUGGUACAGACUGCUGUUGUCCCAAUCAAGAAGAGGAAGAUGGAGGGUCACGCUACACUAGGUCUGGAGGACUCUGUGGCCAGACGCAUGCAGAACUUCCCUUUCAGUGGAGGGCUCUAUGGAGACCUCCCACCCACCAUUGGAGAGGCCGGCUCCCUCCCCGCCAUGGCCCAGGGUGGAGCUACUAUCCUGGGGGGCCUGCCACUAGUCUUCCCUAACCCUGCUCCCGAGGUGGACGUCUCCCCCACCUCAGCCUCAGCACAGCCCUUCGUCACCCCCAGCCCUGCUGUUAUCCUCGCCCCCGGACCCUACACCACCGAGGCUCUCAACGAACCACGCAAGAAGAAAUAUGCCAAGGAGGCGUGGCCAGGGAAGAAGCCCACCCCUUCUCUUCUAAUAUAGGUCAUUUUCAAAAUGGCAACCGAUUUCCCUUAGUGCUCUACUGGCUAAAGGUAAUGCACUAUAUAGGAUACCAUUUCAAAUUUGCACAUAGCACCUCCCUGGACAAUAUAAUGGGAGUGGUUAGUAUUAGUUAGGAGAGUGGUCACGUCUCUGGACAACCAAUCAAUCAAGACUUCCUGUACUGUACAAGCUGUGACAAAGGGAUAUAGGGAUCCCUGAUAUAGGGAAAUGUUUGUGAGAAUAAUAAUAUAUUUUGGUUUGGAUGUUUUUUUUGUCUGCUUCAUACAUGUAUUGUUUUAUUUUUAUUGCUCAACUCACUUAAACUGACAAAGUAAUGUCUGACUGACCUCAGAUUAGCGUAUUGUAACUAACACAGAUUGGUCCAUUUGAACCAUUGUUUUACAGCUUUAUUUAUUCAUUAUUUUAAACAAAAUGAAACAUUGCUCUGUUGCAGAAAAAUGUCUUAUAAACUCGCUAUUCACUCUCUGACUGUUUGAUUCACAGUAUGAUUUUGCCUUUGUGGAUAUUUUUAGUGCUGUUGGUUUCACUGAAAACCAUGUUUCUGUCAAUACAGAGGGUAACAUUAACCAGACAAGGCCUGCUAGAUGUUUUAAUAAUCCACUCAGACAAGGCUAUGAACUGUGGGUACAGAUUGGCUUUAAAGAAACUAUGAAGAAACAGAGCAGUUUUUGUGUGUGAGACAGUUGUAUUAUAAUUUUUUGCUAUUUUUAUAUGAGAAUUGGGGGGUUGGUUGAAAUGGAACCCAUUAUUGUCAGAUAUGUAUGAAAUUCAGUUUAGAAAAUAAAUAAAGUUUAAACAAAGUGACAUGCAGGUUAUUAGAAUUCAUAUCUUUGAUAUUUGUAUAAUAAACAGUAAUAAUCCAUACUCCUCUCUCUCCACUGUGUGAGAUGAUGGUGGGAGAGGAGGAUUAGUUUAGUCCCUAGAGAAAUCUCCCACUGGGUCUCUGCUGUUGCUUUCAUGUUGUCAGUUUUGCCCUUUUACUUUACAUGAUGCCAUCUACUGAGGAAGCUCCUGGGAUGGCAAAGGGAUUGUUCAGCUAAAUGAAUGUGAUUGUCUGUUCUGGGAACAUGUCAAAUGUGUCUGUUACUUCCUCAAGGUGAUGAGUUUGACGUAGGUCUCGUCUAAUUUAAACCUCAAAUUUCAUCCAUUGUUUUUUGUUUGAGUAUUACUUGUGGGUUUGUUAAAGCAAACAGUUUGAAAAGGAAUCUGUCCUCAAAACCAUUCUGAGUUUUUAUAGGAGUAAAAUUAAGAAAUAAAUUGUUGUAAUCCCAUCGAUGGCAGUGAUUAGCAAUCAUUGCUACUUGCUGCAUAACGAAGGGUAUUUAUCCCUCACAAUAUCUAUGUGAUGCACAAGCUGCAGACAAUGUUAAAAAAUCUAGUGUGGCUCAUUUUGAAUGGCUGUAUUUCCAUGGUCAAUGCCGUGUCCGGUUCAAUUAACAUAUGUGGCUCAUUUGAAAUGAUUGUGUUCUUAUAGUUAGUUGUUGAUCUCUUUUCCACCAGAGGGCAACAUGUGUACUGUGCUCUGCUCUCUUUGUGGAAACGACCCAGGAUGUCUACCUCAGUGGAUCACUAAACUCGUACUCGUUGUGUCACAAAAGUUCUACAUCUAGGAAUGAAAAUUAAACCAUUAUUAGGAAGACAUCCAUAUUGGAGAUAUUGAUAUUGUUAGUAUUCUGUAUACAUGAAUAGGUAAUAGCAGACACAGGGUUCA
Oncorhynchus gorbuscha (pink salmon) is the source of this 3698-nucleotide messenger RNA. Its product is annotated as nuclear inhibitor of protein phosphatase 1-like. The transcript is spliced from 12 exons. The coding region runs from base 317 to 1966 and encodes 549 amino acids. NCBI's taxonomy places the organism in Eukaryota, Metazoa, Chordata, Actinopteri, Salmoniformes, Salmonidae. Gene Ontology annotation, molecular function: protein binding; protein serine/threonine phosphatase inhibitor activity; mRNA binding. The record is from RefSeq and is a predicted model, not a curated record. Gene Ontology annotation, cellular component: nuclear speck.